Solanum lycopersicum (tomato) is the source of this 947-nucleotide messenger RNA. RefSeq names its product small ribosomal subunit protein uS7. Gene Ontology annotation, cellular component: ribosome; cytosolic small ribosomal subunit. The record is from RefSeq and is a predicted model, not a curated record. NCBI's taxonomy places the organism in Eukaryota, Viridiplantae, Streptophyta, Magnoliopsida, Solanales, Solanaceae. Gene Ontology annotation, molecular function: rRNA binding; mRNA binding; structural constituent of ribosome. Gene Ontology annotation, biological process: translation; ribosomal small subunit assembly.
AUGAAGGCUAUUUUGGACAGUAUAAGUGGGUUUAGGGUUUUCCUUCUUCUCCAAUCGACACCUCCUUAGACCUAUCAGAAAAACAGGAAAAAUGGAAGAAGCUUCAGUAGUAGCAGUGGACAACCAAAAGCCGCAGCAAGAGAAGCCUCACACUGAUGUUUUGCUUUUCAAUCGUUGGUCAUAUGAUGAUGUUCAGAUUGCUGAUAUUUCUGUUGAGGAUUACAUAACUGCUACUGCUAACAAGCAUCCUACAUAUACACCACACACAGCUGGGAGGUACCAAGCCAAGCGGUUUAGAAAGGCUCAAUGCCCAAUUGUGGAGAGGUUGACCAACUCACUGAUGAUGCACGGAAGGAACAACGGGAAGAAGUUGAUGGCCGUUCGUAUUAUUAAGCAUGCUAUGGAAAUUAUCCAUCUGUUGACUGACCUAAACCCAAUCCAAGUGAUUGUUGAUGCUGUUAUCAACAGUGGACCAAGAGAAGAUGCAACUCGUAUAGGUUCUGCUGGUGUUGUGAGGCGACAAGCUGUUGAUAUUUCUCCACUCCGUCGUGUCAACCAAGCAAUAUAUCUCCUCACAACUGGUGCACGUGAGAGUGCUUUCAGGAACAUCAAGACCAUAGCAGAAUGCCUUGCAGAUGAACUCAUUAAUGCUGCCAAGGGAUCUUCCAACAGCUAUGCUAUCAAGAAGAAGGAUGAGAUUGAGAGGGUUGCCAAGGCCAAUCGUUGAGGGUGCAGUAUGGAUAUUUACUAUUGGUUGGACAGUUUUGCUUCGAAACGUUGUUUGUUCUUUAUUUUUUAGUUGCUAGAAAGGCAUUUUGGAACUAGUAACGAGUUUUUCUGUUUGGGAAACUUGGAGUACAUUGGUAUUGAAUAUUAUAUGGGGGAAUUAGCAAAAAGCAAAAUUGAGCUUGCUGUUAUUCUCAGUUGAAAUGUCUGGUUGUUGUGUU